AUGUUCGUCUCUACUAUCGUUCUUGCCCUCGCCGGUGCCGCUAGCAUCCUUGCCGCCCCUGUAGCCGAAGCUGCUCCAGCCUCAGCUGUUCAAGCUCGGGAUAUUCCACCUCUCGGCAGCUGCCCAUCCUGGAAGGGCAUCUAUGGUCGCGCUGGCUCUACUGUGUGCUGCGUAUACAGCGGUGGUCCCACAUCGUGCUGCGUCAAUAACUCGCCGGUUAGUGUGUACUUCCCCGAGGUGAAUUACACGUACCUUUCUUGCCAGUCACCCUGGUUCGUAGAUAUCAACAACUUCGUCCACUUUUCCAGCUGCUAUAUUCCCAGCAACCUGGGCUCCGCCAACUGUGCCGAUGUCCCUAAGAUUUACGGAAACUACACUUCGUAG
Messenger RNA from Bipolaris oryzae ATCC 44560, 384 nucleotides. RefSeq lists its product as uncharacterized. The record is from RefSeq and is a predicted model, not a curated record. The transcript has 2 exons. NCBI's taxonomy places the organism in Eukaryota, Fungi, Ascomycota, Dothideomycetes, Pleosporales, Pleosporaceae. The coding region runs from base 1 to 384 and encodes 127 amino acids.